AUGGCUGAACUUAUUCCAAACACAAACACAUUAAAUAUACAAGAAAACGAGGCGAACGAAGUCAUAAGCGCUAGCACGCCGUCAGAUAUGCAAUUAUUAAAAUUUACUAAUGGAGGGGUAGACCAAAUUUUCAAUCAGAAUCUCGAGGAUACCAAAGAGAUACCUGCCGAAAAUUUCCCCCUAGCUGACAGUGAAAUGACAAGUAUUGUCGAAGGACACAGUGAACCUCCACUUUCAUCCGAGAAAUCAAAAGAAACGCAGUUUUUGGUAAAGCUUCACUUGCCGAAGAGCACUCGAAUUGAAGAGUUGCAAGACCAAAUCAAAUCGGAAGAUAGUGAUAAUGACCAAACAAUUUCUGUUUACCAUGAAAGUUCGGAAUCAGAUAAGUACGAGGAUGAGGAUGACAUAUCGGAUGAGGGUGAUCUCGGUGUAGAUGACGGUGAAAUUUCGGUCUACAAAUCACGUUUGAGAAAGUGGGCACUAGCUCGUCGCCGUCUCAGAGAUGCGCAAAAUUCAACAAAAAUCACGAAAGAGAAUGAGCUGGAUAUCAUUGCUUCAGAAAUUUUUCUGCCACAUCCAAAAUAUGAGGAUGCUAUCAUAGACAAUACCCUCGAAAUACCCGGGGAAAUUUAUCAUAAACUUUUUAAUUAUCAGAAAUUAGGGGUUGAAUGGUUCUGGAAACGACAUAAAAGUAACGAAGGUGGAAUAUUAGGGGAUGAAAUGGGACUUGGAAAAACUAUUCAAAUGAUUGCUUUCCUAGCCAGUCUCUUUUAUUCGAAUCGAUCACAGCAGGCAACGAUAAUAAUCUGUCCGGCAACUCUCAUGUUUCAAUGGGUGAAAGAGAUCCAUAAUUGGUGGCCACCAAUAAGGGUGGGAGUUCUUCAUUCAACUGGUAGCGCCGUUUCAUCCCAUAGUGAAGAAGAUGGUGGCGCAGCCAAACUCGUAAAGACAUUUACUAAAAAAGGUCCAGGUCAUGUUAUAAUUACUACAUAUGAGUCAGUAAAGAAAUUUCGUGGAUUAUUACUGAGCUGUUUUUGGGAAUACGUGGUGCUUGAUGAAGGUCAUAAAAUACGUAAUCCUGAUGCAGAAGUGACUUUAACGGUAAAAGAAUUUAAGAGCACCCAUAGGAUCAUUCUUUCGGGAACGCCUAUUCAGAAUAACUAUAGAGAACUGUGGAGUCUAAUGGACUUUGUGGCGCCGGGAAAAUUCGGCACAUUACCUGUAUUUGAGGAGCAUCUCGCGAAUAAGGUGAUCGUAGGUGGAUAUCGACAUGCAAAUGAAUAUGAGGUACAGACAGCUUAUUAUUGUGCUAGAAUAAUGGCCGAUUUUGUUGAACCUUAUUUGUUGCGUCGUACCAAAGCCGAGACUGCAGUACAACGUCCUAAACAAACUGAUCAAGUGCUUUUCUGUAAACUCACUCCACAUCAAAGAAAGCUAUAUCAAGAUUUUCUCAAGGAAAGAGAAAUGAAAGAAUUUGUUACUAAUAAUAGAAAAUUACCAAAGCCUGAAAAGA
This is a messenger RNA of Ambispora leptoticha, 1513 nucleotides long. The record is from the annotation of a GenBank genome assembly. Lineage: Eukaryota; Fungi; Glomeromycota; Glomeromycetes; Archaeosporales; Ambisporaceae.